AUGGCGUUUAAUCGACACCUACACGCAGAUCUCAAAGCCGCGGUUCGCGAUUCGCGCCGCAUCGAUUUGUUACAACAGAGUAGUGUUAUGUACAUACAGGAGAAAGCACCACGACCAAAGAUCCAGCGGUACACCGAUCGCUACAGCCACAAAGAGCUGUCAACGGAAGUGUCGGGGCUUAUCGCCGAGGCGAUGUGGUCGUACUUUCCGGACGAAUUAAGGCCGAGUGUCAAGCGACUGAAGAUAGCCAAGGUUAAGAAAGAGGGACCCAGUGCCACAGUUCUGUUUGGCAGCGCAGUGGAUGCUAAGGAUACUGCCGAUGGAG
Messenger RNA from Sphaeroforma arctica JP610, 325 nucleotides. RefSeq lists its product as hypothetical. The record is from RefSeq and is a predicted model, not a curated record. Lineage: Eukaryota; Ichthyosporea; Ichthyophonida. The transcript is spliced from 2 exons. The annotation marks the transcript as partial.